AUGCACGUAGAUUACUCUGUCUACCUCGUGACUGACAAUACUCCCGCCAUUCUCGGCGACAAGGACAUUGUCGAAGUUGUUCGCGCUGCCGUAGAAGGAGGCGUCACAAUUGUACAAUUGCGUGACAAGACCAGCGACACUGCUGAGCAGAUCCGCGUUGCUAAGGCUCUCCAUGCUAUAACAAAGCCUGCGAAUGUUCCCCUUCUCAUCAACGACCGAGUAGAUGUAGCUCUGGCUGCUGGUGUUGAAGGUGUUCACAUUGGCCAGGAUGACAUCGACCUCGCAUCUGCUCGCAGACUACUUGGAAAGGAUGCCAUCAUUGGUGUAACUGCAAACUCACUCGAGGAAGCCGAGAUUGCAGCCAAAGGAGGAGCUGACUACCUGGGUGUGGGAACUGUCUUCGCUACACCCACCAAGGAGAACACAAAAUCGAUUAUUGGCACCUCUGGAGUCCAGCACAUCCUCUCGGUCCUGUCCCGGUCUGCACCGGAGAUCAAGACUGUCUGUAUUGGUGGCAUCAAUGCAAAGAACUGCCAGCGUGUGCUUUACCAGACUGCUGCUGCAGAGAAGAGCCUCGAUGGUGUCGCUGUCGUUAGUGCCAUCAUGGCUGCUCAGGACCCGAAGAAGGCCGCUUCCGACCUUCGUGAGCUUGUUGCAACCCCUCCUCCGUUCGCUACUUCUAUCUCUGCCCCGGCGCUCUCUCACGAAGAUAUUGUGCGUAGAAUUCCUGAGCUCGUCAAGCGUUUGGCAGGCAAGAAGCCUCUAUGCCACAACAUGACGAACCUGGUCGUGCAGAACUUUGCUGCAAACGUGGCUCUUGCUGUCGGCGCAAGUCCCAUCAUGUCAAACAACAGCCUCGAAGCCAACGACCUUGCAUCUUUUGGUGGCAGCCUGGUCAUCAAUAUGGGCACCACCACUCCGGAAAUGCGCUCUAACCAUCUCAACACCAUCGCUGCCUACAACAGUGUUGGCGGACCAGUUUUGCUCGAUCCUGUCGGCGCAGGAGCCACCCAGCAGCGUCGCGAAGGCGUUGCAGCACUCAUGCGUGGCGGCUACUUCGAUGUCAUCAAAGGAAACGAAGGCGAGAUCCGCACUGUAUCUGGAGCCACUGGCUUCAAGCAGCACGGUGUAGACAGCGGUGCGUCUACCUUGACUCUCGACGGCCGCGUCAAGCUGGUCAAGUCGGUCGCUGCCAAAGAACAUAACGUGGUCUUGAUGACUGGUGAGAUCGAUGUCGUUUCUGAUGGUAAACGUACGUUCAAGAUUGGCAAUGGACAUGCAUUCUUGGGUGAAAUUACUGGGAGUGGGUGCACUUUGGGUACUACUAUCGCGAGUUUCUUGGCCAUCGAAAGGGAGGACAAGUUGCUCGCUGCUGUCACUGGUAUCUUGAUGUAUGAAAUUGCUGCUGAGAGGGCUGCGAAGAGAGACACUGUCAGGGGUCCUGGUACCUUUGUGCCUGCUUUCAUCGACGAACUGUACGCUAUUCGUCAGGAAAGUGCAGCUGGAAAUGGAGAGUGGGCGAAGGCGGCCAAGAUUGAGGUCGUUGAGGCCUAG
Aureobasidium pullulans EXF-150 is the source of this 1554-nucleotide messenger RNA. Its product is annotated as TMP-TENI-domain-containing protein. The record is from RefSeq and is a predicted model, not a curated record. Gene Ontology annotation, biological process: thiamine biosynthetic process. Lineage: Eukaryota; Fungi; Ascomycota; Dothideomycetes; Dothideales; Saccotheciaceae. The transcript has 3 exons. Gene Ontology annotation, molecular function: hydroxyethylthiazole kinase activity; ATP binding; magnesium ion binding. Gene Ontology annotation, cellular component: cytoplasm. Bases 1 to 1554 code for a protein of 517 amino acids.